CAUCAUGGCCGCCGCAAAUGAAUCUCACUCGUCUCAAAUCUCCAUAAAGCAAGUAUCCCCAGAAAAAGGAAAAGGCCUUUUUGCUAAUACAAAUUUCAAAGAAGGAGAUAUUAUUUUUGAGGAAAAGCCAUUGGUUUGCUGUCAGUUUUUGUGGAAUGCUUUGUACAAAUACACGGCUUGUGGCUUUUGCAUGAAAUCUCUUGAAACAGCUGAGCAAAUGGCGCGUAGGCUAACAGGAAAUGCGACCUUGGAAUUGCCACAUGCAGCCAAGUGCUGUGAAAUCGUGCGCUCAGGACAGAAAGUAGUUAACUGCCACCGCUGCCAGGUAUUUCUUGUACUUAUUAGUUGCAGUCUUUUUAAUUUGUACUACUUUGUAUUUUAUAUUUUGGCUAAUUUGGCCACUUACGAUCCGGCUAGCCUCCCCCGCAGACGUUUUUAGGGGAGAUCGUAUUUCUUCCCUCCCCUAAAAACGUCUGCGGGGGAGGCUACGAUCCGGCCAGAGUAUUCGGAAAUCAACCGAUGCACGUGGUGUACAUGUACUAGUAAUCGAAAAUUGUGGUGCGUCGCCCCAGGGAAUUACACACCUAGCUGGGAUUGCAUAAAUAUAGUCAUUGCUUUUCUGAUCAAAAAGCGUUGAUUCACAUCGAUAGCUCCUUUUUAUCGCUAUGUAAUUCUGGCUUGAUAAGCAGUGAAGAAAUGCAUGCAUAAAAUCAAGAACUUUCCUUUUUAACCCUUUACAAUUUUUUUCCGUCCUUGACAGAUGAGCCAAUCUGCUUGCUUUUCCAAUAAAAUCCUCUGUGUAGUUAUAUUCUGAUAGGAAAUCACAUGCAUGUCCAAAGUUCGGGGGUGGUCCCAGGCUGGUAAUGCCCGACCCCUGGGCAGCACCCAAUUUGCUAAUGCCUUACCCCCCAGGACUGACAAGACUGGCAAAUGCCCCUCAGGAGCCCAGCGGGAAGGGGGCUGGGUGCAGCUAGAAUUGACUGAUACGUAAAACCACAAGGAACAUUAUGAAACAUUCUGGGCAAGAUGGUAUUGAGACUUCCAAGAUGCUAUUGUGACAUUUUAAGAUGGUGCAGAUUUUGAACUGAGAACCUGUUUUCUUGAUUUCUCAGGCUUAGGAACACUUUGCACAGACUGCCCACAAAAUCACAGAACACCCAAAGACUCAAUUAGGGAGUGUUUACCUCACUGACAUAACUAAUGACAUUAAGUUGAGGGUUCUUUUUAAAUUAGGUAAUUACCAGACAUACACAAAAUAUUAAUUAUAAACCGACUGCGAAGGGAGUGCUUAUUAGAAGGUGGCUUUCAUACAUUGUACUAGGAAUUUCAACCUCAAGUUGACAUUAAUGUCAUCUUACAGUUUUUGUCUGCUCAUUUUGUAUUGUUAAGAACUUUCAACUUAAAUCUAACAUUUGUAGGUUGCCAUGAACAUGUUCUAAAUCUCUGUAUUGACAUCUUUUACUCCAAAUAAUAAGGUGACUUUUGCAUUGCAAUCUUUAGGUGACAUAUUGCAGUGAAGAAUGUCAACAGACUGCUUGGGAACAGUAUCAUAGAAUGCUUUGCUUAGGAGAAAAUCAAGGGGAUCCUAGUCAUCCACUUGAACAGCUGCAAGAAGCAUGGAGGUUAUUUUCCUGAUAAGAACAUUUACAAAGUUAAUACAACUUUUUUUAACUUUUUCUUUGUCUUUGGUGUUUUGUAAUUAUAAAGGAUUUUGUUAGGUGGUGUAAAAUGAUUGUGAGAAGGGGCAGAAAUCUUAAUGUGAAGAAGGUAUACUCUCUAAGUGGUAAUCUCUAAUAUGGUCUUCAAUAGUGGUAUGCUAUCUCCAACUAAGCUGUCGUUUGAGUUGCCAACUUAUCAUAAAAGAAAUCCCAGCAACUCUGUACAAGGCCACAGGGGUUUGAUUGGCUACUGUUACGUACUGUACCAGUCAAUUUUAACACCACCCAUCCCCUGGUCAUUUGACUGGAGUUUUGCUUCAUAGAGUUGGUGAAUUGACCCAAAAUGAGGGCAGUUUUGUUAUUCACUAGUACAUUAUUUAAUGUAAAAAAAGGAUAGCUUACUCUUUUAAUCAUUUGUCUGAAGCUCUUUUGACAUUUGGUAAUGGAUGAUUAAUCAGGAAGAUGCACUAUCCCCCAGAAACAGCAAGUUUGAUGCUCAUUGCGCAGAUGAUUGCAAAGGUUUUGCAGGUAAGUUUCACCAAGUCUACCCAGCCCUUUAUCUGACUCCAACCAUUUUAUGCUGCUGUCCCCAUACAGUCAAACUUUAUCUGGACCUUGAUUAUUUAGAGUCCUCUAAUCCCAAUACAAGAUUUUGAAGAUCCAAGGAUAUGAUUAUUUUGGGUUUGUUUUCCUUUUAAAGAACAUAGGUAAGGUUUGUGUACAUUGUGUAGUGAAGUUAAAGAAUUUGUGACACUUUGUACAAUGAAUCGUGACUUGUUAAUCUUGAGUGAACAAUAGAUCAAUUACUAGCUUGAUAGGAACCGGAAAUAUGAUCCCUAUUGUGUAAGCAAGCGUGCAAAAAUGUGCAUCGUGUAAAGUAGAUAGUUAGAUGUGCUUUCCGAUCGGAAUAGCGUAAAAGCUAUAAGCUACACCCUUUAAACUGGUAGGAUUUUGUGUAGGAUGGAAUGAUUACUCAAACCUAGCCGCUCAGGAUUGACGUAAGUAAUGUAGGUGUAAUAGUGUUUUAAGCUUUCAAUUGAAUUAGGGUGUUUACUAGAAAGGAAACCACAUGCAUUCCCUACUAUAUUUUCCCACAUAUGAUUUAGCUACCAAUAUGUAAAGUACCUUGAUUUAGCAAUAAACGAUGAAUGUGAUCAGGACUUGAGUGUGUGCAAGUCUCUUAGAGUGCUGAUAGCCCGAAACCGGCUAGGUCUAGAGAUACUCAAGCAGUCAACACUUAUCUGUUGGCCACGAAAUCAACUCCCGUUUACAACAGUUGUAAGUAAUGGAGCACAUUUAGCUGAUUGCCAAACUUCGGUACCACAGAUACAUUGUAGUAAGUACGCAAAUGUUAGCAGGUGUUGCUGGACAGUUAUCUGUGGAAAAUGGUGAAAGUAGCACCCAGAUAUCAUAGUUCUAUUGUGCAACUUGCAAGAAUCUUUUAUGUGCUUGUAGGCACCAGAUCCUGACAAGAUGAAGUGCAUAUUUGAAUCUUUUUGCCAUUCCGUAGUCAACAAAGGACAACAGAUUGUACAUAAGUUAUUAGGAGAUGAGUUCAAGGUUAGAAAUUAGUGCUAUGUUUCAGACAUGUAUUUACAACAAGAAAUAUUAAGCAAUGUUACUCGGUGUUUGUUAGUUUAAGUAGUUGAUACCCACCCUGUCAUUUUAGAAGUUUUUUGUCCUUCUCAUUAAGUAUCCAAUUUGUCAUGAAUUCACCACACUUGAUUGUUACCUGUGUUAUUUUGUUAAAAUUUCUCUUAAAAUGUUUUUCUGUCUUUGUUGCUUUUAGGAACAGUUAGACAUCCUGCGAAUGCUUUUAUCCAAUGCUCUCUUUGAUGAGAAGUUGGAACAGGUAUGAAAUUGAAUUUUAAAAACUCAUCAAUAAUUCAUAAAGAAAAAAAACAAAAGAAAUUAAUGUUUAAUGAGUGUCUUUAUAUCUGAUAAAGACAUGGCUAAACUCUAUGUCCAAUUUUUUUGGACCAAAAUAACCCCAGAUCUAAAUAUUAGUACAAGAGUGAGUUGAUCUAUAUCAGGUGAUACCUGAUAAUACACUGCGGGUUGUUUUUUAAACAUUACUUGAAGAACUCUGUUUUCUUGAUUGGUAUUAAUGGAAAAGAUGAGUGGCGAUUCCUGCCUUCAGUUUUCAUUUGCACCAAUGAGUAAUAACUUACAAUGUACAAAAUGACAUCCAUUUCCUAUCUAAUUUGAUACAGUCAAAGAACUAAUUUUCUUGUGGGAGCAGUAAGGCUUAAUCAUCCUUUUUUAACACCAAGUAAUUUGAACUUACUGGAUUUCAUUUCUUGAUCACUCAAGCGAUUUUCAUGAGAUGUUUUUUGUCAUUAGUGAUUGAAAUAGCCCAUGGUUCAGGAGUUCGCCCAGAUCCUGGGAUUGUGAGCCUCUGCACCUACUCUGAUUGAAACAGGAUGUAUAGAUUGCACAAGAAAUUGUCAAAUCCACAGUUAAUCUUCGUAUUUCUCAGCCUACUUCAAAAAUAAAAUAACAGCCCAUAUACACCUCCUUUCUAAAUGAACACCGGUCUGUAAAAAAAAAUACCCUUCCACCAGAUGAUACAAAAUUCAUAUUUCCUUUUUGCUGCAUCUUCUACAAAUACAGAACUUGGUUCUGUCCAUUUGCAACCCUUUGUUAAGGGGCAUUUAUUUUGAUCAUCAAUUUUAUAGUGGUUUAAACCAGAGGGCUUUCAGUCUCUGAUGGCACUUAUUGGGACUAAUGGACAAGGUAUUGGAACAAGGUAAGCAUGAUUAUUAGGUGAAACACAAAUAUGUGCUAGAGAUUUAAUUGACUGAAAAAGAAAAUCAACAGAUAUGUUCCAACAAAAUCAUCAUCAGUACAUGAAAAAACUACAAACAAAAUUAAUAUUUAAUGAUUGUGUAUAAAUAAUUAUGAUUAAACAGGGAAGAUUUUUUAGCUCCAAAUCCUUCUUACCAAAAGAGAUCAAAACAUUAGGGGAAAAAUAACAUGUCUACUGAAACACUUGAAAACUUGAAGCAGUUCUUCAAACUUUCAGCUUCUAGCUUUCAUUUUACCAAGUCUUAAACCACUAAGUAAUCAAGUCCCAGGAUUUCAAAGUACUGGAAACAAUUACUGUUUCCAGUACUUUGUUCUUACUGUGUUCGAAAAACAAUGGAACUGAAAAAACUGUAUCCUGUACUACUCUGAUGACAUGUUUAGCUGGAAAACAUUCAAAGUUUAAAGGGCAUUAGUCAAAUGUUCACAUAAAUAGUAGGCAACUGUUUUGCACCUUGAAGCAUCUGGCCUGAAAUAUUCUUUCCAAGUGUUAUUAAAUGUUAUUAAAGACGUUCUGCAGUUAUAAAAAUCCAAAAAUAAUAUCUUAGUCUUAAAGCAAGUGUGCUGUUUCUGAACAAGAAAAUAUUCCUGAAAAUGAAGUCAUUACUAAAUGAUUAGCAGAAUGCGCUGAUCAAAAAACAUAUCAACAUCUUAAACCUUUGGCAAGGCCGUUUCCAUUAAUAACUGUCAAACUUGAAAUGUUUGGUCUCCUGUUAGAGCAUGUUUUUUUGUCAAAUGUUUUUUAUGUCUUACUUAUCUUGAUAAAAACAAUUUGGAUUGCAGCUCAUUGAGCAUCUAUGUUAGUAACCUUGAAAACCUUUCUGAUACAUCUGAGGAUGAAGGACAAGCUCUAGACAUAUUCAUUGAUCAACUUUACGAGGAAAUGGAUAAAGGUACUUGAAGAAUUUAUAUUACUCAACAAUAAUAGUUUUAGUGGGUUUUAAGUUGGCUAGUAAAGUUAAAACUUUAGUAGCUUUGGUAAGCUUUAAUUUCCUUUCUAAAUUUUCAAUAAUCCUUGACUUUCUUAUCUUUGCUUUUUUUUCUUUUUUUGUACAGUUUCUGGUCAGUUUCUAAACUGUGAAGGCUCUGGAUUGUAUGCUCUUCAAAGUUCUUGUAAGUUCAACAGGAGUAAUAAGGGGACUAUAGAAAUUUGGAGGUUUGAAAUUUUUUAUCCGGGACAUAUUUUUAGCAAUGAAUGACUUACAGUCUGCUUAGAGACUGCAACUUUAAUGCUUGGUGAUUGAGGAGACCUGGAUGCAUAAAAUAUCUGCAAUUUUUUUUAAAUUGAUGUUUAUGAUUUUUUAGGGUUUACACCCUGGACUGUUGGACGUUUGGGAAUUUGGGGGUUGCCUAAUGGGACUUAAGGUUUUAUAACCUGCCAUGUGAAAACUAUGGUAACACUACACAUCUCUGUGCUACAUGUAUUAUGGCCAGUGCCUUGCACUUGCACAAAGCCAUAUUACCUGGGCAAUGGCAACCAUGGACAACUGUUUCACCCUCAACCUCAUUUGGACUUAUCACUUUGAAAUACCAUGAAAUUCUUAAAAUAAGCCCCGGGGCCUAUAUUUUUCAAAGGCCCUUUUUGAGGGGCUUAUGUACGGAGGGAAGUUUGCCUUUAAGAAUCGAUUGGGCUGUAGCCUAUAGUUGGCAGAUAAUUUACCUUUUUUGCUUUUUUUGCUUCGUAUUUUAGGCAAACUUCCAAGUACAAGCCCUCGCAGGGGCAAUUUAAUGGACGGUUUUUUGCAGUACAGGUUUGGGGGGCUUUUAUUUAGAGAGGCUUAUACAUGGAGGGGCUUAUUUUUGGAAUUUUAUGGUAUCCCAAUGGACAUCCCAUUUUCCCUUUACUGCCAGGGCAAAAGGCUACAAGUAGUGCAACAUUUUCUUCAGAAAGAGUUGAACAACCAAAUUAAAGAAGAGCACAUUAAAUCGCCAUGCACAAGAGAAAUGAGAUGCAGAUGAAGGAGGAAGGAGUUCCUUCUGUGUGUCACCUUCCUUGAGGGUUGUGAUUUUCAUGCGCACUUGCAUAUUUCAUUCGCUAUAUUAUCCUCGAGGAAAAUGAGGGACUAAUAAUUAUUGUAGUCAUUUAAAUGAUGAGCCCAAAUAAGGGAGAAACAGCUGUCCAUGGCUGCUAAUUCCCGUGUGAUAUGGCUGUGUUCCAUACUGUGGAGAGUGACCAUUGCUUUCAGAUGGUUUUGUUAUAACUUGGCCUAAUUUACACUUAUAUGUUUUAGGUAACCACAGCUGUGAACCAAAUGCAGAGGUUACAUUUCCAUUCAACAACUCAACACUAGUUUUAAAGGCACUUCACAGCAUUCAACCAGGAGAGGUACUAACACUUCACGUCAGACUUGAUCACUUAGCUACAUGGCUGACGUUGGGCUGGUAUAAUUUAUGGUACAACUAGUGGAUUUUAUUCUUUACAUGCUUUAUUAACAGCUUAUUUGCUAGUUAGCGGUACAAUUGACUGUUGUAAUUAAUUAUUGUGCUAUCUUGAAAAAAAAGCUCAUAUGUCAGUGUUCUGAGCGUAUGUUUCUUUGUGGCUUUGUUGCUUUGUCUGUUUGUCUAUGUGUUUCGCGGUGAUUCGUCUGUCAGUUGAUGCUAAGAACCAAUUAGAUUUUAGCAUCUAAACUUUACAGUUGAAGGUCAAACAAGGGCACUUUGAGACCGCCAUACUUCUGAUUCGCUAAGAAGUAGUGCAACAUUAUUUUUAACCAAUCACCAAGAAUGUUCAAAGUUGAGGCAAACUAAUCAUUGGACCACUGUAAAGACUUAACUGAAAACCGCUCUUAAAAAGUGAUGCAAAGUCCAGUGGUAUUAAAAAAACUAGUAACUUCCGCAUUUUCCAUAAUACACCUUGUUUGACCCCCCCAGUUUUUUUUUCUUCUGGGUAUGAAAGUCCUACCAAGAGAAUGUGAGGGGCUUCCAACAAGUUUGAGAUAUGGCAACUUUUUGGCAACUUCUCGUAUUUCCAGCAACUUUUUCCAUUUCGAGCAACUUUUUGCAUCCUGAGCAAUUUCUCUAGUUAUCUUCUAAUUCUGAGAUUUCGGAGCAGCUUUUAGUGCUUAAAUUGGCCUUUCUUCCCUAUUUCGCAAUGUUUUAGUUGACAAUUUAUGAAUUUCCUGUAAAAAAAGGAGCAAAAUCCUUCCCCCACCCCCCUAGGGCAGAUCCUGGGUGCAAGAUAUAAGUGCCUGGGCUGCUCGUCAGUGGUUGUUAGGGAAAAAUCAAAAUGGUGGACGAAGAUUCACAUCCAACUGACUUGAGUGUCUCGGGUGAAGAUCGUUGAAAAAUUUUAUUGGCUCAUCACAUUUUUUGGUUUUAAUUUGAGGACAAAGUUAUUUAGCAACGCUGGUUACGCCGGAAAACUGCACAAAAAUACUUAGAAAUCUUACUUUUGUUGUACAAUUUGUAUAUUUUAACAUCAGACAAAGGAAAGUUUUGCUUUUCGAGCAACGUUUGGGCAACUUCCGUUGCAAAAAGCAACUUUUGACCAACGUUUUGAGGAACUACGGGAAACUUUUUGGAAACUCUCGAGCAACUUGUGGAAAGCCCUAAAAAGACCCGUUUCGAAUUAUUAAAAUCCAUACUUGGCUCCGAGGCUGAAUUAAGGGAAUAAAACAAAAGAAAUGAAUUCUUCAUCCCUGAAUUUGCAUUCUAUUAAUUCGCAGGAAAUUGUGAUUUGUUACCUUGGAGAGUGUGACAGAGACAGAAGUCGUCAUUCAAGACAACGAUUACUCAGGUAUCUAUACCGGUUGUACAACUUACGUCUAUCAUAUUGCGAUGGAUGAUGGAUAUGAUGUACAAUGAACUGAAAAUGGCACUUUCGGCAUACGAGUUGCAAUUGUCGUGUGCUGAAAUGUAAAUGUUUUAACUUCAACAAGCGUUAAUAGGGAGCUAAAAUGGACCUUACGAAACUACGACGGCGAGGGCAACGGUAACGUUAAAAAGCAGUAGGUUUAUUUAGCAAAACAACAACUCUGCACGUGCAUCACGCUUUUCUGUACAUUUCUUUGCCGUCCCUGCACGACUACGACGUGAAAUGACCAAAUUUUAAGUUUUUUUGAGGACGGGAAUGGCAAGGCGAUUAAUUCUACCAUCUCUAUCUGAACUCGGGAGUGGCCCCCUCUCUUCAGCUCCAACAUAAAUUCCCCUCUUUUAAGUAACUGGGCAACUUGGGAUAAUCACGAAAUGGUUUGAAAGGAUGCGGAGUCUAUUUUUCAGGGACGUUUCCAUGGACGUCGCCGUUGUCGGAUCGUAAGGUCCCUAAAGCAGCAACGACGGCGACGGCUACGAAAACGUCACUUGAAAAGUGAAUUCGCGCUGCUUCAAACUUUAUCGCGCUUAUUCCAUCUCGUUUACUUCGUCAAAUGUUGGCAAAUGUUUUUGGAGUUCAAUUCUAAAGGACUGUAUCAAAGUUCAGGAAAAGAGAAUGAAAAUUGUUGUUUUGUGUUCCCGUCCUCGACAAAACGUGAAAUUAGGCGUUUCCACGUUGUAGUCGUGCAACGGCGGCAAAGAAAUGUACAAAAAAGCGUGAUGCACGUGCAAAGUUGUUAUUUUGCCAAUCUAAACCUAUUGGUUUAUUGCUGUUCUCGUUGCCGUCGUUGCUUAAGCUCCCUAAUAUAACUGAGGCUGUGGAUGAAAGCCUGUAAACAUUCAAAUAAUUCAAAGCUAUUGAGUUGUACUUUGCUGCGGUGCUGCGUAUUGUGUUGUACAUGGUGGUUCUAACGUUUUUCUCUGCGUAUGAAACUUAGGACCUGUUUACAUGGAGGUGGGGGACCCCAUGUAGGUGAGGUAACCCGCUAAGGUGGGGUAACCCGCCUGUCCAUACAAUCUCUCAUCACGUUUACAUGACAGGUGGGGUGACCCGCCAAGGCGGGUAGCCAGGUCUGCCAGACCAGGUAACCCUCGCAGCCGGGGUCAAAUUUUGCCAUGUAAACGUUUCAAGGUGGGGUAACCCGCCUAGCCGGGGUCGGAUUCGCGAUACUGAAUUCCCGCAAAAUUCACUUUGGCGGUAGCUUUGCAUCAUUAUUAAAGGUAACAAUAGAAAGCCACAGCACUGGAGCUUGCAGCAAGAGCAGCAAGCGAGUGUAAAAAAGCAUCAAUCACCAAAAAACGUGGUUCGCCAGCACAUUUCUUGUUUACGUGCUUAGCGACCAUUCAGUAAUCUUGAGAAAGUGCACCCGGGGAUGGCGGGGUUGUAAGAUUCCAUGUAAAGGAGGGUUAUUUUUUUACGCCACCGAAGGGGGUUACCUCACCUAUCUGGGGUCCCGCACCUUCAUGUAAAGAGGCCCUUGUUUAGGGCUUGUGUAAUGGCUGUCUCGUUCAGUUUGUUUUUGUUGCCAAUAGACCUUUUUACCGAUACGGCGGCCAUAUUGAACUAAUUCGAUUUAAGGAGUAUUAUAGGAUGCCCAGGGGGCAUGAGCACAUUUCGUUUGUGUUUUCGGGCGCUUUUCGGGACAUUUUUCCUAAAGUUUUCUUAGAAUAAGAUUGUAAUGGGAAAAAAGAUCCUUCUGCCGUGUUUGGAUGUAAUAAUGAUUGCCUUUUUCUAGUUAAGUAUUAGCAAUAUGGUCUUUGGGAAAAAAAUUUCUUGUGAAUGGCAAAAUCUUAUUUUAAGAAAAGUCUCAAGCGCUCGAAAAUACAAACGAAUGUGUGUCUAUAAAAAAAAUUUAUCAUCUAUUACGAGUCCUUAUUUGCUGCUUGUGAAUGACAAAAUGUCAGCUAGGUGUCAAACAAAUUUAUCUUCCAACCAUUAUGUCAAACGUUACAAACAAUAAAAAUGAACUUUAUAAAACCACAAUUGCAAUCCGUUUCAAUCUUCUUGAAGUUUGUCUACCGUUGCCUCCUUUUGUAAUUGCUUUCAUAUUUAUACCUUCUUUAAACGUUUUGAAUGGUUAUUUUUAUGUUUCACUCAAUUUGGUGGCGUUUCUUACUGUUUAAAUGUGUUAAAUUGCGUGACACAGCUUCUUUAAACAUUUUCAUUUGUCUGUAACAGAUUGAUUGUCCCGUUUCGUUAUUACACUACGUUAUGUUUACAGUACGCUAUUCUUCAGGGCAUUGCAGAUUGACCAUAUCGCAUGCGGCUUCUUGGGUUUACGCUGCGUUUUUUUUUAUGUAGAGAAAAUUACCUGUUUACCUGCACUUGUCCAAAAUGUGAAUCUGAAGCUGGCGAUCCAGACGUCACGUCAAGCGAAGAUGAAGACGAUUCAAUGGAAGAAGACGCCUAA
Molecule: messenger RNA, 10684 nt
Organism: Porites lobata
Lineage: Eukaryota; Metazoa; Cnidaria; Anthozoa; Scleractinia; Poritidae
Source: the annotation of a GenBank genome assembly